GCCAGCCGCUCACAUGACAGUGGCGUUGCCUCCUGGUGCGGUUACGAGAAACUAAACAAAUCCGACCUACUGCGCUUAUUAGAUGAAGAUUUGGCACAACGGUAGCGCGAACGGAAAGUAUACGCGUGCGUCAUAAACAACAUAUACCUCAAGAACCCGUUUUAGACGGUUUGUGCCCUGAUUGUUUAUCCUGCAGUCAGCUGUUUUUGUGUCGAGUUUGUUUUGAUUUUCUUUGGCAAGAAAUAUGAUCCCCUCCAUCCGCAGACAAAACAUGCCCGCUGGUGGAAUAUUUAGCUUGGUGUUAGCUGUAACUAUACAUCAGUGUUUCACCACUGAUGCUCCGCCCACUGUGCCCCCUCCUGAAACCAGCUCUCCUCCAGCCUCUCCUGCAACCCCGGGGUCACCUGAGCGGGGCGACUACAAUGUCACCAAUGCCACCGGCGCUGCCUGUCUCUUGGCACAGAUGGGCCUGCAGCUCAACAUAAGCUUUAUGUCAAGUUCUCAUGGCAAGACUGUUCAGGAAGUUUUGAACCUGCAUCCAAACCUGACUAAAUCAUCUGGAUCCUGUGAGCCUGACAGUGCAACCCUCAUACUCACUGAGGACAACAUUACUCUGACCUUUGUCUUCUCUUUGAAUUCCACAUCAAACAAGUAUCAUCUUAAUGGUUUGGAGCUGUCAGCUGCUUUGCCCGACAUGGCCAAGCCGAUUUCUGUGAGUAACACCAGUCUGAACUACCUGAGGGGAUCUCUGGGUCACUCUUACAUGUGUCGGAAGGAGCAGAAGCUGAGCGUUACGCAGGAUUUCUCUCUCAACACCUUCCAGCUGCAAGUGCAACCGUUUGGCGUCAAUGGAGAUUUUGGAGCAGCCGAGGAGUGCGAGCUGGAUGAGGACGACAUGUUGAUUCCCAUCAUUGUGGGAGCUGCCUUGUCUGUUCUAGUGCUCAUUGUGAUCCUGGCUUACCUUAUUGGCAGGAACAGAAGUCAUGCUGGCUACCAGACCAUCUAAACCCCUCUAAAGUAAUAUUUAAGCCAGGAUGUGUAGGUGCCACUAAUUUCUGCUCAAAGCUGGACUCAACAACACUACAUAUACAACUACUGCUGCUUAGUUUAACCUGCCCUGCCCUCUGCUGGUGUCUUACUUCCACUGCUGAGGUGGACCGGCAUUUCCUGGACUUUCUGUUGUAUUAUGUUAAAAAUUGAGAAUAUAGUAUAAAAAAAUACAUGCUACAGGCAUGCUUUGGUAUCGUUUCCAGGACCCAGAUUAAGAGGACAAGCACUGAUUUGCCAUGAGAAAUCUCUGGUGUUUGUUGUUUGUUUGGCUUAAUGUCGGCCUUGGAAAACAUACUGUAUUUGGUACCUCAUAUACUUAAAUUUAAAGUCAUUCAUUUAUUUAUAUAAAUAGGAGGAUUUAGGGAAACUGUUGCUGACAUUGUUUUUGUUACAUUGUGAGUGGAAAGGGACUACUUAUUUAUCACCUUUAUUUCCAAACCUGAUCUCUUAACUAUUUUGUGAUAUGAGGUGUUGUUUUCAGCUGAUAGUGCACAGGUUUUGAGAUUCACCUAAUUGGGGAAGAUGCUAAUUUACUGUUAACAAAGCCUUGCAUAACAAUACAUUUUGAGUCAGAUGUUAAUUUGGUACUAAGACAUUCCACAGCUAGGUUUGCAGUGUGAUAAGGUAUAAAAGAGAGUUUAACGAAUUAAAAGGGGAAUGUCCAUUUUUUUUUUUAGAGUAGAA
Molecule: messenger RNA, 1734 nt
Organism: Myxocyprinus asiaticus (Chinese sucker)
Lineage: Eukaryota; Metazoa; Chordata; Actinopteri; Cypriniformes; Catostomidae
Gene: lamp1b
Product: lysosomal associated membrane protein 1b
Exons: 6
Coding region: 245-1006 (253 amino acids)
Cellular component (GO): membrane
Source: RefSeq, a predicted model, not a curated record